AUGAAUCUCGAUAAUUCGAGAGAUAAUUCUGAAGCAUUAGAUUCCAUUGGUACCGUAAGUCCAAGAGAAAAAUAUCACAGCAUGAGGGAAAAGAAGUUAUCGACUGCGUCGCUGACUAACACCGAGGGUGCUCGACCUAAAGUCGUGACAGUGAAACAUCCGGAGUCAAACAAACCUAAACCGACUGCGAAGAAAAAUAAACCCAUUCAAGCAGAUCUAGAUGUAAUAAAGGAGUUCAUCAGGUGUCGCGAUGAAGGACUUAAACGAUUGGAUCUCAGCAAGUCUUCUAUUACAUCUCUUCCACCAAAUGUCAGGGAUUUAACUCACUUGGUUGAAUUUUAUUUGUAUGGAAAUAAGCUUGUGGCUUUGCCUGCAGAAUUUGGAUGUCUGGCAAAUUUGCAAACUUUAGCAUUGAAUGAGAAUUCACUAACAAGCUUACCAGACUCCCUGGCCCACCUGAGAUGUCUUAAAGUAUUAGACCUACGACAUAAUAAACUUAGUGAUAUACCAGAUGUGGUGUACAAAUUGACAUCUUUGACAACACUGUUCUUAAGAUUCAAUAGAAUCAGAGUGGUAGGAGAUGGAAUAGCUAAUCUUACUAACUUGACAAUGCUAAGCCUGAGGGAAAAUAAAAUAAAAGAGCUAUCAUCUGGAAUUGGUAAUUUGGUCAAUCUAGUGACAUUUGAUGUCUCCCACAAUCAUCUAGAACACUUACCAAAGGAAAUAGGUAAUUGUGUUAAUUUAUCAACAUUAGACCUGCAGCACAAUGAACUUCUUGAUAUACCAGAGACUAUUGGUAAUCUUCAUGCUAUUAACCGUCUUGGUCUCAGAUACAACAGGCUGACUGCUAUCCCAUCUACACUGAGCAACUGUAAACACAUGGAUGAAUUUAACGUUGAAGGGAAUUCAAUAUCUCAGCUUCCAGAUGGGCUUUUGGCCAGUUUAAAUGAGUUAACAAGCAUCACAAUUUCUCGCAAUUCAUUUCAAAGUUACCCAUCUGGAGGACCAGCACAGUUCACUAAUGUGUUUUCUAUCAAUUUGGAACAUAACCAAAUUGACAAGAUUCCGUAUGGUAUAUUCUCAAGGGCUAAGAAUUUGACUAAACUUAACAUGAAGGAGAACUUGCUAACAUCACUACCACUAGAUAUUGGAACAUGGGUAAAUAUGGUAGAGCUCAACUUAGGAACAAACCAAUUAGGUAAAUUACCCGAUGACAUUCAAUGCUUACAAAAUUUAGAAAUCUUAAUAUUAUCAAACAAUUGUUUGAAGCGUGUUCCACCAAGCAUUGGAAGUCUGAGAAAAUUAAGAGUUUUGGAUUUGGAGGAAAACAAGUUAGAAGUGUUGCCCAAUGAAAUUGGGUUUUUACAUGAACUUCAGAAACUGAUAGUUCAGUCUAACCAGUUGACAUCACUCCCUCGUUCAAUUGGACAUCUGACAAAUCUUACAUUCCUAAGUGUUGGUGAAAAUAAUUUACAAUAUUUACCAGAAGAAAUAGGUACAUUAGAAAACUUAGAGUCACUGUAUUUAAAUGAUAAUCCUAACUUAUGUAACUUACCCUUUGAGCUGGCAUUAUGUGUCAGUCUGCAAAUAAUGAGCAUUGAGAAUUGCCCCCUGACAGCAAUUCCACCAGAAGUUGUGUCAGCUGGACCAUCAUUAGUUAUUCAAUACUUAAAGUCUCAGGGUCCAUACAGGGCUAUGUGA
Molecule: messenger RNA, 1701 nt
Organism: Arctia plantaginis
Lineage: Eukaryota; Metazoa; Arthropoda; Insecta; Lepidoptera; Erebidae
Source: the annotation of a GenBank genome assembly